Exophiala xenobiotica is the source of this 2419-nucleotide messenger RNA. RefSeq lists its product as uncharacterized. Gene Ontology annotation, molecular function: A2-type glycerophospholipase activity. Gene Ontology annotation, cellular component: intracellular membrane-bounded organelle; cytosol. The record is from RefSeq and is a predicted model, not a curated record. The transcript is spliced from 2 exons. Gene Ontology annotation, biological process: glycerophospholipid catabolic process. NCBI's taxonomy places the organism in Eukaryota, Fungi, Ascomycota, Eurotiomycetes, Chaetothyriales, Herpotrichiellaceae. Bases 176 to 2419 code for a protein of 747 amino acids.
CUCAGUGUUGCCCCUAUCGUCGCAUAUCGAUGGGUCGUGUAUAGCGUCGCUGAACACACCAGGCUGGGAUCCUUUCUGCCAAGUUAUGUCUUCAAGUCUAUACUUAAUGUCUUUCUUCGCCGGUGCGUUGCCCUAUGAAUUUCGCUCUCGGUGAGUCCGCCGAAUACGAGUAAUCAUGUACAAAUACACGAUUCUUCUCCUUGCCCUGCUGUUCUGGUGCGCCGCCCGCGUGCAAGGUACGCCAGUCCGUCGCCAACUGACAGGCUAUGCUCCUGUUGCCGCCGCAUGUCCUGCUACCCCUCUAGUAAGACCAGCCAAUGGCGUCGGGAGUGCUGAAGCUGCCUUCAUUGCCAGCCGAUACACCGUCGCGUCUCAGAGCCUUGCGGCGUGGCUUGCAACAGUCGUCAACAAUGCGACGUGUAAUUCGACCUCUUCGCCCAGUAAAAGAGACUGGACUGAUUGGGGUGACUGGGACAAGGGAGAACAGUCUUCGAGUUCCAGCAUCCCAGAUCCAGUAUCAGGCUCUACGACAGCCUUAACGCCGUCUUCUACGACCUCGAAGAGCACGGCAAGCACGGCCAAGAAUCCUGGAUAUACAUCGUCGACAUCCUCAUCACCCUCGACGAGUGCGCCGACAAAGUUCAGCACCAGCACGACGUCGACGAACUUUGUCUCGGCUUCAACAACCUCCUCAGCAAGCCGGUCCAGUGGUUCAACUGUUACAACAAGCUCUUCAACAUUUACGACUUCUACCAGCCCCUCAACAUCAACCGGCGCCACAACAUCCACUGCAGCGCCGACCUCGACCAGCGCUUCAUCCGCGACUACCACUUUGACUACUUCCUCGACCGGCUCUUCGACUACCAGCUCGACCACAAGCUCGACCUCGACUACCUCUUCGGCCUCGACUACCACAGCGCUAUCGACUACGACUUCGACCAGCACCUCGACCUCCAUUACCUCCUCGACCACCUCCUCGGCUACCACUUCAACGACCACCUCCACCUCAUGUACUCCAGAGAGCUUCCAGCCAACGGCUUACCCCUUAGUCGGCUUGACCACCAGCGGCGGCGGCUAUCGAUCUUUGUUAACGGGAGCCGGCGUGAUCCAAGGCUUCGAUGCCAGGGACAGUCAGACUGGCGUGUCGGGGUUGUAUCAAGGGCUCACCUACGAAGCUGGGUUGUCUGGAGGGGGCUGGCUUUUGACGAGUAUUGCUGGUAACGACUGGCCCACGAUCAGCGAGCUACGAGACAACCUAUGGGAAGAGGCGUUCCAAACCAGUCUGUUGAUACCUGGAAAUCUCCUCGUUGCUGGUCCAGCCUACGCCGCCAUCACCGCAGACCUCGCAGCCAAACAAGCUGCCGGCUUUCCGCCAACACUGGUCGAUCCUUAUGGCCGUCUUCUUUCGUAUCAGCUUCUCGAGGGCGCUGAUGGAGGUGUAACGAUCACCACUUCUGAUUUCGCCGACAUGUCGAAUUUCACGAGCUACAAUGUCCCAUACCCGAUCAUCACGGCCCUGGGCGUACAGGCAAACGAAGGUGAGUGUACGCCAGGUCCGGCGGCCACGCAAUACGAGAUCCAUCCGUAUGAAUUUGGGUCCUGGGACGACGGUGUCGCGGCCUUCGCUCAGACCGAAUAUAUAGGUUCCUCUCUUUCUGGUGGCAGCCCGGCCAUACCAGGCGUUUGUAUUAGGAACUACGACAACGCAGGAUACGUCGCGGGAACGACGUCGAACCUCUUCAACGAAGCGUGCGCGCCCGUGCCGCCCACUAACACCAGCGACAGCAGCUUAGCCCAAGUUCUGUCCGCAAUCCUUGACACCGUCCACGAAGUGACGUUCCGCGACAAUUUCGCCAUCUACCCGAAUCCUUUCUACAAUUACGCCCAAUCCAGCAUAGUCGCAAGCCAAGAAGAUCUAUACCUCGUCGAUGGCGGCGAAGCUCUCCAGAACAACCCCAUCUGGCCAUUCUUACAUCGACCGCUCGUCGAUGUCCUGAUCGUCAACGACAACAGCGCCGACACGUCGGCCAAUUACCCCAACGGCUCGGAAAUCUACACCACAUACCAACGCGCCACGGACGAAGGCCUCACCCGUAUGCCCGUCAUUCCGGACGUGACCACCUUCCUGGCCAACGGCCUCGACACCCGGCCAACAUUCUUCGGAUGCAACGAUCCCAACGUCAUCACCAUCGUCUACCUGCCCAACCAGGAAUGCACUUACCCUUCCGGUCAAUCAACGUUCAAGCUGCAGUACACCGCCGACGAGACGGACGCCAUGAUUGCCAACGGGCAGCAGAUCGCGAGCAAAGGUGGCGACCCGGAAUGGCCGCUGUGCCUGGCCUGCGGAAUCAUGAAAAAGGCCGGCGGCACUUUACCUGGUGGUUGCGCGGCGUGUUAUGACGAGUAUUGCUAUAAUUGA